AUGGAGGCCUCUGAGGCCGGUGCCCCCAGAGAUGAUGUGAGCAGCAUUGUCUCCUUCGAGCUCGCCCACAUUGAUCCAAGUGUAAAAGACAUCUCGACAGCGUCGACCAUCGCGGUAUACGAACCCUAUCUCGACCGAGGGCCAUCACAUCGUUUGUUGGUUGGCGUCGACUCGACGGCACGGACAAAAUUUCGCAGAUGGAAAAGCACUCUGAAAUUAUAUCUCUCUUAUGGGAGAGCGGUCUUGACUGACACUUGGUGGCCCGAACUUCUGGCCCUGACGUUCAGCUUUUCCUGCUUGGUCGAGAUCACCAUCACCCUCAACUACUUCAGCGGAUAUCCGCUCUCUCGGCUGCCAUGGGGCUUGACGUUGAACACGAUACUUUCCGGCCUUGCUGCGGCUUCGAAAUCCUCCCUGAUCUUUGCCGUGGCAGGUACAAUGAGCCAGUGCAAAUGGUGCUGGCUCAAAUGUGGCCCGGCGCGCCAAAGGCGACUCGGACAUCUGCAGGACGUGGACGAAGCAAGCCGUGGCCCUCUUGGAUCACUCAUCUUGCUCUUUGGCAGCACCAUGGCAUCCCUCUGUUAUAUAGGAGCGGUCAUUAUCAUUCUUGGGCUAGUCUACGAGCCCUUCAUCCAGCAGGUUGUUAGCUUCCCUGUGCAUCAAACGAACGUAACCUCUCCAGAUGCUUCAGUGCAGCAGGUGGUCGGCCUGGACUACUACCGCUUCUCUCAGACUCUAAGGGGUUUCACGGUGGCCGGUCUCUAUGGCAGUUCUUUUCCCGACCGGACCCCGUCUUGCUCGACGGGGAAUUGUACCUGGGAUCCAUUCUGGUCCGUCGGUUGGUGUGCAAAAUGCGAGCAAAGGAAGCUCCAAUCUCGGUCGUGCAACUUGACUCCCAAACAAAUCGUUAAACAGGGCAAAAAUGUGACCAAAGCUUGUGAUUUCUCCUUUUCUGAGGGCAAUGCACUCAAAGCGACCUUAGAGGCCAGCACCGGCAGAAGCGGGAUGUGCUCCGAGACAAACCUGGACAACCAGCUCUCACUGUCUCUGAACUACACUCCUAUCUGGCCACUAUCGGUCGGGGCAUACGACCAUACCAACACAACACUUAUCACCAACUACUUUCAGGACUCUAGAGAGUUCCUUGGAGCAACGAACCCGCUUCUCGCUCUAGGUUAUGCCCCGCCACUGUUCUCAGUGCCAAACAACAAGACAACACUACCGGACACCAUGUCACAGUCUGCUUUGUGCUUCCUGACUCCAUGCGCCAGAAAAUACAAUGUGUCCGUUGUCAACGGGCGCACGAUCAACCAGACACUCGAGGUGAACUACGGUUCGAUAAGUUCAGAUGAAACGGAGCUCGGAAACCUCUGUUGGCUACCAACGACAGUGAACACCGUGGAUGAUGGGCCCCCAGAUGCCACUCCUCUCGAAGACCUUGGAUUUUGCUUGAUACAACAAAGUUGGAUUCAAGAGAUACUGUCCUUGCUCCAUGGUACCUUAAACGCGACCUGGAACCCGUACAGGAAUGAUUGCCUUUCGACCCCCGACGACACUGGCAACUUCAUCCUUGACGAUGUUCUGCUCCAAUUACAGGCUGAUCCGAGCGUGUUCCUUCCCAACGUCGCUACGGCUCUGACAUUCCUCAGUCACCAGGCCUCUUACUUCAACACUGUCUCAGGGACUGUCUUCACCAACAAGACGUACGUCGCAGUCCGCUGGGUCUGGCUGUCUCUCCCUCUAGGUCUGAAUGUUUUGGGACUCAUUUUUCUCCUGAUAACUGCAGUCUACACCAAACGGAAUAAAGUACCGUUAUGGAAAUCCUCGGCCUUUGCGCUCCUCUACCAUGGCCUAGAAGCCCACUUGGUGGACGACGAGAAAACGUAUGAGACCACCAGCGACAUGGAGAAAGCUGCGAGCACGACGGAAGUCUCGCUAAUGGUUUCUGGUCCUGGGCGGAAACGCCUGCUCUUGCAUUCUGACGAUUGA
This is a messenger RNA of Fonsecaea erecta, 1989 nucleotides long. RefSeq lists its product as hypothetical. Lineage: Eukaryota; Fungi; Ascomycota; Eurotiomycetes; Chaetothyriales; Herpotrichiellaceae. The record is from RefSeq and is a predicted model, not a curated record. The coding region runs from base 1 to 1989 and encodes 662 amino acids. The transcript has a single exon.